Phyllopteryx taeniolatus (common seadragon) is the source of this 2620-nucleotide messenger RNA. RefSeq names its product homeobox D11a (gene hoxd11a). Gene Ontology annotation, molecular function: DNA-binding transcription factor activity, RNA polymerase II-specific; RNA polymerase II cis-regulatory region sequence-specific DNA binding. NCBI's taxonomy places the organism in Eukaryota, Metazoa, Chordata, Actinopteri, Syngnathiformes, Syngnathidae. The transcript has 2 exons. The record is from RefSeq and is a predicted model, not a curated record. Gene Ontology annotation, cellular component: nucleus. Gene Ontology annotation, biological process: anatomical structure development; regulation of transcription by RNA polymerase II. Bases 436 to 1254 code for a protein of 272 amino acids.
GCGAGGGGGGACGGAGCUAGGAUCGCAGUGACGGCUCGCUCGUCGGAGCGCCACUUGUUGUCAAUGAGCGAGAUGGAAUGAAAAUAUUGCAGAGUUCCUCUCGCUCUCCUUCUUCUCCUUGUCCAUGAUGGCGCAGGAGAGGAGUUCCCCCGGCAUCCAGGGAGCCAAUGGAGGCUCUCCCACGGCCUCACAUGAGUUUCUCAGGACAGGCUUUUUUUUUCUUUUUUUUUUUUUUUUUCUUUUUUUAAUGGCCGAUAUUGAUGUAUGGUAAUUUCUCGGCUGGGGGAUCACAUGACACAAUUGCCUCAAGAAUCGAUCGAGAUGUAUAGCGAGCCCGUUUGCGGCUCUUAGCUGGGCGAAGUUGAAGGCGCCGGAGCCGCGCAGAAACUUCCUCCUCCUCCUCCCCGCCGCCGCCGUCGCGGUCCGGCUGCAGACAUGACGGACUACGACGAGCGAGCGUCCAACAUGUAUCUGCCCAGCUGCACUUACUACGUCUCCACGCCCGAUUUCACGUCCGUCUCCUCCUUUCUGCCGCAAAACACCUCCUGCCAGGUGAAUUUCCCCUACUCGGCCAACAUCGGGCAACCUGUCCGGGAGGUCUCCUUCAGGGAUUACGGACUGGAGCACCCCAGCAAAUGGCACUACCGGGGCAACUACGCGUCCUACUACUCCUCGGAGGAGCUCAUGCACCGGGAUUUGAUCCAGUCGUCGUUCAAGAGCGAGCCCCUGUACGGCGGCGCCCACGCCGGCGCCGGCUCGCCGUGCAGCCUCUUCCCCGGGGUGGGACGCAACGGGGUCCUGCCGCAGGGCUUCGACCAGUUCUUCGACGGCGAGAAAAGCACCGCGGAGGCGCCGCCGCCGCUGCCGCCGCCGCCGCCGAGGCCCCGGCAGAAGAUGACGAGCGACGGCGGCGAGGACGCAUCCGGAGACGCCAAAGUGGACGAGCGCGGCGGGGACGCGGCGGCCAGCGCGGACGACGACUCGUCCUCCAACUGCGGCGACAAGAGCAGCCAGCAGACCUCGUCCAGCAAGUCACGGAAGAAAAGGUGUCCCUACUCCAAGUACCAGAUCCGAGAACUUGAACGAGAGUUCUUCUUCAACGUGUACAUCAACAAGGAGAAACGCCUGCAGCUCUCUCGGAUGCUCAACCUGUCCGACCGCCAGGUCAAGAUCUGGUUCCAGAACAGAAGGAUGAAAGAGAAGAAGCUCAACCGCGACCGUCUACAGUACUUCACUGGCAAUCCCCUCUUCUAACACAAACACGCAUAUACGAUAUAUACGUGUAUGUAUACACGCCAAAGACUGCUCCCUUAUGCAUCAUGUCAGUCGCCAUGUACUUCAAACGGCAGUGUGUCGUGCCUACUGCCUUUACAUUUAUUUAUUAAGUUCUCCUCACCCGAUCAAGAACAAACUAUUUUAGCCGACAGUAUUUAUUUGUGUGUAAUGUGCAUUUAAAGCGUGCAUGUCAUGUGGUGUCAAUGUGCCAAACAAAAAUGUUCAACUAAAUAAGAAGCAGCUGACAGGGAAAGUUUGGAGAAAUGUGGCUCCUCGCGCCUUUAUUUCCUCUCCUUACAAACACUGGAUUGUUUACUAAACCUUGAACCGUCUAGACGCGAUCAUAAAAGCAGCAGUAAACGUCUAAAUAAGGGGCUAUUGGACUUUGGAGCCCCCCACCAUCCUACUUCUCCCCACGCAGACUCUCUGUUCCUGCCUCAAAGUACAGUUGCAAAUAUCCGACGAGCUGGAGACUUUUUUUUUUUUUACAUUUGUGUAUUGAUGUUGGAUAUUCAACAUGGACCAACGCGGAUGUGGACUGUGUUUUCUCAAUGGACGUCGAGUGUGAGUGCCUCAUUGUGAUGUGGUCAGAUAUGAUCCAGUGCAAAUUUCACAAAUUCCGUGUUUAUGCAUUUUUAAUUUGAGUUAACCACCGCGUCCACUAUCAGGAAGAUGGGAUAGGGGCGUGAAAUCAGUUUGACGCAGCGGUUAAUUGCGUUGCUAUUAAAGUCCAGCAGUGAAAUGACAUGAGCGACUGUGCAAGUCGUUUUGCAAACUUCCACAAGAGGGCAGCCUUGUAGUUUGGGAGAGUGGCAGCCAAACAACAAAACAGCUUAAUGCUGCUUUCAACACAUGUUGACCUUGGGGUUGGAAUUUCAGCUUUGUACCACGUAUGUUUAAAGAUAUAGAAAAAAAAAAAAUAAUAAUAAUAAUUUCAUUUGAACUUUCUUUUUAACGUCAAUUGGGGAGUGAAUAAUACAUAACGUACAGAGAAGUACUUCCCGAGGCAAAUAUUAGAAGUGUAAUAAAUAUUCUCAGUAUGUACAAUCUUUUUUUUACUUGAACGCACAAAUGUUCCUGAUGUUGGAAUUUUUUUUAAUUUUUUUAAAUUUUAUUAUUAUUAUUUUUUUUUUUAGAGGAUUCCGAAUAGAAAUCCUCUCAUUUAACGUCACACUGCAAAUGUAACAUGCGACAUUGUAUUUUGCUUUAAAACAUAUUUAAAAAGUGUGGCUUCCAAGCCAACAAUUAUGCUCACACGUAUUAUUUUUUAAUUAUUAUUUUCAUUUUGUGUGUGCGUGUGUGUGUGUGUGUGUGUGUGUGUGUGUGUGUGUGGUGACGCAUGUAA